This is a messenger RNA of Linum trigynum, 807 nucleotides long. Lineage: Eukaryota; Viridiplantae; Streptophyta; Magnoliopsida; Malpighiales; Linaceae. The record is from the annotation of a GenBank genome assembly.
CAACUCAUAAUCCCCACAAACCCAAACCACAUACAAAACACAAAUUAAGGAUGUCAACCAUGGCCACACCUAUCACCAGGUCGUCACUGCUUCUAGUCCUGCUUGUGAUUGCAGCCCUCGCCGGAACUUCAUCGGCGUGGAGCAUAUGGCCGUACAAACACAUCCACGUCAUCAACGGUCUAACCAAAAGUGUCUUGCACGUCCAUUGUCGAUCGGAAAAUGACGACAGAGGGUAUAACGAUGUGGUUGUUGGGGCGGAAUUCACAUGGAGGUUCAAACCACAUGUAUUCUGGACCACCAAGUGGACAUGCGAGGUGUCCACGGACGAUCAGCGUCGUGCUAUCUUCGAUGCGUACAAGGAGGACGCAGACGAACAGAGCAGGGAGCAUAAGAACAAUACAUUUUGGGUUGUGAAAGAGGAUGGUGUUUAUCUUCGACAUAUUGAAGAUAAUAAAGAUCAAUACUCGACAAAAUGGCAAUAGAUUUAGGAACUAAAUUUAUGAUUAUAUAAAUUAGCCUACUUUUGAAUAAGCUUUGGACUUGCUAUAUGAUUGUAUGCCUCUAUUAGAUAUAAAAAAAAAAAAAAAAUUAUGUCAAUCCACAUUCCUAUUUUUUAAUUUCUAAACUCAUACCAUCCUCAUCUCUGUGCGGGUGAAGCUUUCCAUUCUCACCACAUCUCAUGGUUUUCGAAUGCCCCAGCAUAAUUCUGGUUGUCAAGUUUUGAUUCUUAUAUUAUCUUAUUUUUUAUAGUUAGGUCAAAAUUUCAUUAAGCUCCGACAAAAUCGAUGAUAAAUACUAUAGCAAUUC